Messenger RNA from Anopheles darlingi, 3006 nucleotides. Its product is annotated as cilia- and flagella-associated protein 58-like. The record is from RefSeq and is a predicted model, not a curated record. Gene Ontology annotation, cellular component: cytoskeleton. The transcript is spliced from 6 exons. Bases 105 to 2867 code for a protein of 920 amino acids. NCBI's taxonomy places the organism in Eukaryota, Metazoa, Arthropoda, Insecta, Diptera, Culicidae.
GUUUGAAUAAAACAGAUUGAACCACUUUUCGUCGGUGCAUUUGUGGCACACGCCAGCGGACGAAAUCGGAUCAGAUCUUCGGACAGUGCAUCUUUUAAGCCAAAAUGGAUCAAAUAGAGGAAAGUGGUGAAGAUUCGCAAGCUCCAGAAUCGACGUUUGAGGAUGAUCUCGUCCCGAAAGAAAUUACGGACGAAUUUUUCGAGGAGCUGUGUGCGAAAGCUAACUUGACUGUCAAAGAUUUACAGGGAAAUCAGCAAUAUGGGUUAGCAGAAGAUUUUCAGAAGCUGUUGAUAACCGGACAAAAUCUACGCCAGCAACUGAUCGAGGAGCAGGAUCGGAUUGGGAAGAUGCAAGAUGAGGUUGCAGCGGCCGCCGGAAGAGUCGCGCAAGCUAUGCAGAUUUCGCAACGUGACCAAGAUACAAUACAGACGCUGAAGUCGGAAAUUCAAGAUGCGUGGAAACGUGCGGACGCUGCUCAAACCCGCGAACAAAAUGCCCAAGAAGCGAUGAACCUGAUGAGGAACAAGUUUGAAAAGUUGCAUGCAGAUGGCGAUCGUUAUGGUGAUCGGGACGAAGAUGUUGGACCAUCGAUGAACAAACACAAGGAGGGUGUACUUCGGGAACGAGAUCGAUUGUACGUGGAGGUGGAAGAGCUGAACCGCAGAUUACACACCCAGCGCCUGUAUAUGGAGGAAUUGGAAAAGAAAUGUGCCGAUGCGGAAACAAAGGUGAAGGAUCUUUACAAGGUGGUAGAUGAAACCUCAAAUGAAGCGUUCCGUGAUAAGCGCCAGUUAGAAAGUUUGCAAACCGCUCAUAACGAAGUAACGGCCACUCUGGAUAUAAAAACAGAAGAGGCCAAAUAUUUCAAGACCCUAGCAGAAUCAAACCACAAAACAACGGUCCAACAGACCAUGCAAAUUGCGGCGAUUCGUACGAAUCUAGAGCGUAUCAUGACCACGAACAAUCUCACUCAAGUGAAGCUGGCUAAAGCGCAAGCAGAUUUCGACAAUAUGGUACAACUUAAAGAAAAGGUAACCAACGAGCUCAACACAAAGGUUAACAUAUUAAAGCUCAAAGAGGACGAAAACAACAAGUUUCGGCUGGAGAAUGCCAAGUUGUUAAAAACUCGAGAGUUGCUGCAGAAACGUAUCCAGACGAUUGAAGCCGCAAAGGGUAUUACCGAUCAAGAGGUGGCCAAACUGAAGAACACAAUUGUUACCUUUGAGAAGGAACGUGAUGCUUCAAAGAAGUCCUUUGACGUUGCCAAGAAGCAGGUUGAUGCCGUACUUCGGGAACGUGAUCUCGUCCGGAAGGAUUUGGUUAAAUCAAACAAAACUAUUAGUGAUCAAACUGAUCAGAUGAUGUUGCUAGAUAAGCACCAGAAAACACUGGAAAAUGAGAUCAAGGGCUACCAAGCGGCGGCUCAAAAACAACAGACACUCAUGCUCAAGAUUGAGAAGGAUCGCGAUCGCAACGCAGAGGAAGUGCAAAAUAUGUCGGAUAAAAUUGAGCAGCUUAACGAAGAUCUGCUGUAUAAACAAAAAAUGAUCGGCGAACUACGUGAAAAGCUGAAGGACGAUGAGGCAAAGCUGGUUCAAUGCCAAAAUUUGUUAGAAAUCACUCGCGGCGAAAGGAACAUUUUCGAACGUGACCUUACAACAUGCAGCAAGGAGAUGGAAAGUUUGAAGGAGCGUUUGAAAAACGCCAUCCGAGCUGUUGAUCAGUUGAAAGAAGAGAACGCCAACAAAAUGGCAGAACUGUUUAAGGCGAAUAAAACGAUCGAUAAAAAUGAGAAGGAAAAGCAAACACUAAAAUCAGAGGUACAAAAUAUAAGCAUUGCGUUGCAGCAUUCAAAAUCUGAACUUAGCGAGAAGACCAACGAGAAUACUCGACUUAACAAGACACUAUCGGUAAGAUUGUCCUUUUUUGCGGGUGCACAUAUCAAACAAUUUAUUAAUUCAAUGUUUCUCCUUUGUUUGCAGGACGAUGCCACAAGUAUGCUGCGGUUGAAGAAACAGCUGGAAGGAGCUAUAAAUGAGAAAGAUUUGGUGAAGGUACAGUUAACGCAGCGAGUAGAAGAGAUCAAUAAUUUGACCGAAAAACUGAACAUGUUAAAUAUGGCUCUCGAUCGUGGUGAAAAUCAGUAUCGCGAACGGUUGGAUGACAUUCGACUGUUGAAGAUAGAAAUCAGCAACCUUCGCUCUCAGCGAAACCUUUUAACACGCGGGCUAGCGAAUACCGCAGACAUGCGCCAGGAAGUGUUGCAGUUAAACCGUGUCCUUAAUCAGGAACGAGUAAAAGCACGUGCCCUGGAGGACGAAAUGCUCACACCGAUGAAUGUUCAUCGUUGGCGGAAGCUAAGUGGCAAGGAUCCCGAAAAGAUGGAUUUGAUUGUUAAGGUUCAAACAUUGCAACGCCGGGUUCUCUAUCAAUCCGUAACUGUUUCGGAGCAAGAGAAAACCCUACAGCAGUCGGAAAAAAUGUACGACACACUAAAGGAGGUAGUAGAGAAACUACCAAGCCAUAAAGUCAAAGAACGGCUUUCGAUCACGCAGAGAGCACUGACGGCACGUACGAAAAAAUUGAAAGCGCUGGCAGCAGAAAUUCGUAUUAAGGAACUGGAUUGCAAGAGCAAAGAUAGUACACUGGAUCAGCUUAAACAAGCACUACUGGAAACCAAGAAGGAUUUGGCGAAGGAAAAACGCGAGAAAAUAAAAUUAGUCGAAAACCUACGAGGACAUCGGGCCCAUAGCGUGUUGCAUGGUCCCUCGACUGAUACGGACUUUAUCGUGUUUCGCACAACGAGCCAGAGUGCUAACAGCGGCAAUUAUCGUACUUUGGGUUCAGGAUUCAGAGCAAUUUGCUGAACAAGUUAAAAGGACAUCAACUAGAAGACACCACUUGAUGCGUAAUAUCGGAUUUGUUCAUUCAACUCUACUUACUCAGCUUUCAAUGUUUUUUCUCGUUCACAUGCUCUGUAUUACAAAAUUAUUUGAAGCGUGGAAA